AUAGACGAGCCAAUAAAUAAAGAAAAUAAUAAUAAUGAUAUAAAGAAAAAAAUUUAAUUCAGCUCUCACUCUUACCAUUCUCGUUAUUGCUUCCUUCUCUGUCUCUCCCUCGACACAUAUAUAUAUAUACGGAGCUUCGCUACUUCGCUCCAAACAGUCUUUGUAAGGUUCUGAAGAGACUGUUCCUUCUUCUUUCUUCUUCGCCGCCUAUUCCUUCAGCUUGAAUACAUGGGAAGCUACUGCGGCGGCUGGUGGUGGCGGACGGGGCUGUGGGCCGCCGUUGUGUUGGCGGCGGCGGCGGUGGUGGCCGGAGGGAAUGUGACGUACGAUGGGAGGUCGUUGAUAAUCGACGGGGAGAGGAAGGUUCUGUUUUCUGGUUCCAUUCAUUAUCCAAGGAGCACUCCCAAGAUGUGGGAAUCUUUGAUUGGAAAAGCCAAGGAAGGAGGGAUCGACGUUAUUGAGACCUACGUUUUCUGGAACCUGCAUGAGCCCAAACCUGGACAGUAUGAUUUCAGUGGAAGAAAUGACUUGGUGAAGUUCAUAAAGGAGGUCCAGGCCCAAGGCCUUUAUGCCUGCCUUCGUAUUGGGCCGUUCAUUGAGAGCGAAUGGACUUAUGGAGGACUCCCUUUCUGGCUGCAUGACGUCCCUGACAUUGUCUACAGAACUGAUAAUGAGCCCUUUAAGAAAUACAUGCAAAACUUCGUUACGAAAAUAGUGGACAUGAUGAAGGCGGAGAGUUUGUACGCUUCACAAGGUGGCCCGAUAAUCUUAUCACAGGUAGAGAACGAGUAUGGAAAUGUAGAAGCAGCAUUCCAAGAGGAAGGGAAAGCAUAUGUGGAGUGGGCAGCCAAAAUGGCCGUUGAUCUCCAAACUGGAGUACCCUGGGUGAUGUGCAAGCAACCUGAUGCUCCUGACCCUGUGAUAAACUCAUGCAAUGGGAUGAGAUGUGGAGAAACUUUCGCAGGGCCGAACUCCCCAUCCAAGCCAGCACUUUGGACAGAGAAUUGGACAUCCUUCCUACAGCGGUAUGGAGAGGAAACAUACCUCAGAUCGGCUCAAGAUAUCGCCUUCCACACCUUGCUCUUCAUCAUUGCCAAAAAUGGAAGCUUUGUCAAUUACUACAUGUAUCAUGGAGGGACUAAUUUCGGAAGAAGUGGAGCAGCAUACAUGGUGACACAGUACUAUGAUCAAGCUCCUCUUGAUGAAUACGGUUUGAUCAGAGAACCAAAAUGGAGCCAUCUUAAAGAGAUGCACGCCGCAGUUAAAUCGUGCUCUUCAACUUUACUAAAUGGAGUCCAGACAAACAUCUCCUUGGGGCAGCUUCAACAGGCUUAUGUUUAUGAAGACUCAACAGCAGAGGGGAACAACUGCGCAGCAUUUCUAGUCAACAACGCCACAACCGAUGCAACAGUUGAGUUCAGGAAUGCGAAGUUUGAGUUGCAACCUAGGUCAAUUAGUGUUCUACCUGACUGUGAAAAAGUAGCCUUCGAUACAGCCAAGGUUAAUGCAGCAAUCAGCAACCGAAUAGCAACGACAAGCAAGACUCUGAAUGGCGCAGAGCAUCAAUGGGAAGAAUACAGAGAGGCCAUACCUACUUUCUCAGACACUACAAUGCAAUUUAAUCAGAUAGAGGAGCAAACAAAUAUAACCAAGGAUUCCACAGAUUAUCUAUGGUACACGUUGAGCUUUCAACCAAAUGCAACCUCUUGUACAGAACCAAAACUGCAAGUGAAAUUCCUCUCACACCUUGUUUAUGCUUUUGUCAACGGAGAAUAUGCAGGAUCAGCUCGUGGGAAUUCAACCGGUCAGAGAAAUGCUGUCUUGGUCGAAGCACCAAUCUCACUAAGUGAAUCGAAGAAUGAUGUUUCUAUACUAAGUGUUAUGGUGGGACUAUGGGAUUCUGGACCUUUCAUGGAGAAGAGAUAUGCUGGAUUAACUGAAGUAGAAAUCCAAUGCAAAGAGAAUACAUACAAUGUCACUAGUUAUGAAUGGGGAUACCAGGUUGGUUUUCUAGGAGAGAGCUUAGGAAUAUACACACAAGAGAAUACAGAUAAAGUCAAAUGGAAUCCACUCUCUGAUUCUUCAUCAGCAAACAAUGACCCAUCACCCAGAUGGUUUAGAACAACAUUUGAUGCACCUAAGGGAGAUGAGCCAGUGGCACUGAACCUAACCAGCAUGGGAAAAGGCCAAGUAUGGGUAAAUGGAGAGAGCAUUGGGCGAUAUUGGAUGACAAUUAAAACAAAGCAAGGAAAUCCUUCUCAGACAAUGUACCAUAUUCCUAGGGAGUUCCUAAACACUACAGACAAUUUACUGGUAAUACUGGAAGAAUCCAAUGGGGAUCCGCUCCAAAUUACAGUCAGUACCAUAUCAACGACCCAAUUGCUAAACCCAAAAUCAAGAUAUUCAACUAUCAGAUGAUUUUUCCCCUUAUUGGUUUAAUAUACGUUGCUUAUGCUUUAGGUACUAGUGAUAGAGUUAUUAUUGUUAGCUUGAUGCAAUCAAGGAAAAUUAGUAUAUUGCAAAUACUUCAUAUUCUUUGUAGACCUGAUUGGUCAGGACAAAUCAGUCAAAUAUUACAGGCUAAGAAGCUUUAUCAAUUACAAUAGAUGAAGGAAAUGAUUGAUGCAAUUUAGGCUUUCUGUGAUUCUUACUGUCUUGGUCUAUCAUCAUUCAUCACUACCCUUAAGAAACCCCACCAAGACAGUUUCAAGUUUGAAGCAGGCCGCAUUCACGCAAUUACUCGGGACGAGAAUUCAGUAAAAGAGUAGCAUGCUUACAUGUUGAUGGUGUUUGCAACUUUUGUAAUCAACUUUUGCCCAUCAAAGAUUCCAUAAGAGCAGC
Messenger RNA from Linum tenue, 2841 nucleotides. NCBI's taxonomy places the organism in Eukaryota, Viridiplantae, Streptophyta, Magnoliopsida, Malpighiales, Linaceae. The record is from the annotation of a GenBank genome assembly.